This is a messenger RNA of Arabidopsis lyrata subsp. lyrata, 1395 nucleotides long. RefSeq lists its product as uncharacterized. The record is from RefSeq and is a predicted model, not a curated record. The transcript has a single exon. NCBI's taxonomy places the organism in Eukaryota, Viridiplantae, Streptophyta, Magnoliopsida, Brassicales, Brassicaceae. Bases 1 to 1395 code for a protein of 464 amino acids.
AUGAACCCAUCACUACUUGUUAUUGACCGACCCAAGAUCCAUGAGCAUCCUCUCACGCUCCUUUCCAGAGAGGUUUCCUUCAUAUGCAACGCUUGUGGGACAAAAGGCGAGAGAUCUCCGUAUGUAUGUCUCUUAUGUUGUUUCAUGAUACAUGAAGAUUGCAUCGAGCUUCCUCGUGUUAUACGCACAAAUCGUCACCCACACCGCCUCUCUCACAUAUUCUCAUUUGACUCGGAGAAGAAGUUGGACUGCAGAAUUUGUGGUGAGGGCAUUGAUGGUAGAUAUGGGGCUUAUUCAUGUCUUAUAUGUUCUAUCUCUUAUAUUGUUCAUUCAAGAUGCGCAACAAGAACAGAUGCGUGGGAUGGCAAGGAACUCGAAGGAGUUCCCGAAGAGGAAGCACUGCCUGAGCCGUACAAGGUGACCGGCGAUGAGAGAAUUAUACAUUUCAGUCACGAAGAGCAUGAGCUGAGACGCAUCACCAAUGAUUAUGAUGAUGACGAUGCACACUGCUACGCUUGUAAUCUCCAUGUCUAUCCCGACCCAUUUUACAAAUGUGGUGAAGUGAAUUGUGGUUUCAUUCUUCACCAAACAUGCGCUAACCUUCCUCGGGAAACCAGGAUCCCGAUCCAUCCAUACCCACUUACCCUUCUCUACAAGGUGGACAGCUCCAUUUUCAAAUGUGCAUCUUGUAACCACUUUUCUAACGGCUUCAGAUACUCCUCUUCCAAGUACGACUUCAAUGUUGAUACUAAAUGCGCCUCAAUCACUGAACCGUCUCUAGGUGGAGGUCAUCACCAUUCUCUUUAUUCGAACUCCAACUACACAUCCUGUUGUGGUUGCGACCAAACAGAACCUACUCCACUAAGUUGUCCAGACUGUGAGUUAGGUUUGUGCUACGUGUGUGCCACCUUGCCCAGUAGAAUACCUUACGGAGAUGACGCACAUCCGCUUUCCCUCAACCAUGGUGGAAGAUUGUCUAGUCAGCAAAAUUACUGGUGCGACAGCUGUGAAACGCAAGUAGACACUCUCAAAAAAGUCUACAUGUGUUCCACCAGCUGUGGAACUGUUGUUCAUACCAGAUGUGCAAUUGGAGGACAUCUAAGAAAUUUGAAGGCAGGAAUCGGUUUCAACAUAGACCGCUACAAUUGCAAAGUUGUUCUCAAUGAUCAAGUAACCCGACCCUGUUGCAGCCAGUGCAAACUUCGCAGCCAGGGACUUUUAGUGUUGAAAAUUUGUUUAGCUGGUGUUGAAGCUUUCAUUUCUUACUUCUGUUCCAUUGAAUGUGUACAGAAACAUGGCCACAUUGACAACAUCGACAUUGACCCGCGACAGCGACCAGUAAUCAACGACACGUUUUAUUGUUCAUUUCCUAGUGACUUUGAAUUUUAUCUUUGA